GACGCUCCGAAUAAAAGAUCCCCCCAUACUAUUUGAACCCCCUACAAAUGGAACGCGUUCGGUUGGUUAUCUUGAGGAGUAAUGUGGAAUCUUUCCCCCUUUCUUCCCCAAGAAAGGCCGGAAGGGGCGUUUGCGCUCGAGAUUUCGGUUGUUUCUUGCUCUUGGACUGUGCUUCUGAGAUAUCAUUGUAUCACUUAAGGUAUGUUCCAAAAAAAAAUAUGCAGUUUAAAAGUCUAAUCCAGCCAAGACAUAGUUGCCAUGAGAAACGGUGAAAUGUUGAUCCAGAGUUCUCAUCCUAAUUGUGUUACCGCAUCAUCAUUGUAUGCACUUGACUAUAGCAACAACAGAACAUGGACUUGCUUGGUUGGUCACAUUCUAACGAAACUGGGAAGAAAUCUGUAACUUGUGAAGUGUGCCCUUUGGAAACCCCCAGAACAUUUACAGUUAUUAGAGAUGAAGAAAGCAAAUCAGCUGGUUCCAGUAUUCUAGAAUUGUCUUCCUGUGCCAAUAUAUCAACAACAAGUGAUAUGCACAUGAGUUUUGUGCAUAAAAUGGAUGGUUAUGUGUACAAACGAAGGAAGUUGCAGAAGAAUGGUGUUGCACUUGUGUCAAAAGAAAAUGUAUCAGAAAGUACUAAAGAAGGCUCCUUUUGCCAUUCUAGUAUAAGUUGUGAGGACAAUUCAUUGUCAGAUAAAAAUAAUAAUCCUCACAGAAAUAAGAAAUUUGCAGAUUUUGGUGGAGCUGUUGAGAAUGGAAAUGUAUUAUCUGAAAGUUAUCACCUGCUAGAUCACAGAACUCCCUUCAUCUCACAGAAAGAUGUUAUUAUGGAAGUAAUAUUAGACCCAAAUUGUAUUCCUAAUAAUAGAUCUAUCGGAGAAAACAAAGUACAUACUGAGUCACCUGUCAAGUGCCUUCAGAAAUCGGAAUCAGAUUACAACUCUGGUAUAAAUGACAGAUUUUCAACAUCAAAGUCCAAUAAUAAUCCCAGUUCAUAUUGCAUAAAGAAUGAAGUGGAGACUGGUGAGUGUUCUUCAUUGGAUAAUGUCAUUGCCGAUCCAUUGGGUGAUUUCCAUUCAGCAAAGGAGCUGUGCAUUUUUGUUCUUAGAACUAAUGGUUUACUUAGGGGAGCAUGUGAGAGUGGUGCAUGGGUUUCUCCUGAGGUUCUAGAUCACCAUGAACCCACUUUUCAAUCAUGCAAGAUAUGUUGUCAAUUGGGACAACCAUUGAAGAUGCUAAUUUGUGACCUUUGUGAAGAAGCAUUUCAUGUGUCUUGUUGCAGACUGAAAAUAAGAAAUUUGCCAGUUGAUGAGUGGUUUUGUCAAUCUUGUUUCAGUAAGAAGCCAAAGUCCUUUAUUGAUGAGAAAUCUGGGAAAACAUGUACUUUGGUGGAUGAAUUACCAGGGCACAGGAGAAGAGUAUCUCAUAGAGUUUUGGACCCUAUAGCAUUCAUGUUGCGAGACGGCCAGCCUUAUACAACUGGGGCUCGCAUCGGGAAAGAUUUUCAAGCGGAAGUUCCUGACUGGUCGGGUCCAAUACCUGAUGGUUUCAAUCCAUAUGGGGAGCCUUCAGAAGUGGAUCCUGCUGAAUACUCUAGUCUCAGUGUAUGGAACAAUUCCAGGCCACCAAAAUCUACUUCUAUUGGUAAUUGGGUUCAAUGUCGAGAAGUUGUAUAUACUGGUGAUGAUGAUGAGGGUACUGUAUGUAGAAAGUGGCGCAGUGUCUCCAAUCAAGCGGGAAAGACACAGACAUUGAUUACAAAUAUAACUAUGGGGUAGCAACCAUCCACAGCACAACCAGUAUUCAUGAAUGAUAAUUUCGGAAGAAAUAGCAGACUGCUCCAACCCACAUUUGAGGUUGAGUUUUUAGCACAUUACGACAACAACAACAACAAUGAAGCUGUAAUUGUCCCAACUAUCUGGAUUCAAUUACAUGGAUUUUCCCACCAUUGAGCUCUGUAUAAUUCGAUAUGUCUAGUUUAAUCAAGAGCAUAUAAAUAUUGUUUUAUUGUUUCUAGAAAAGAUCUUAGGUUCCCAACCUUUUCUCACACCAAUUAUCCUAAUUGAUUUAGAUCAUCUAAUCACAACACUUGUUCUUGAAUGAAAACGUUACUAGUAGUAGUGGGUUUAAUAUUUAUUCUCAUUAUGCUUAGCAGUUUGAUAAUCACAAUGACAUACAAUCUUAAUCAGUUUAUUCCUUUGGACCUUAUCACAAUAGGUAAUUUGACUGGAAAAUAGCAAUGGUACAAUUAACGUAACCUGCUCUGUAAUGUUUUGUGCUAUCUAAUACAGGACCAGUGCAGUAAACAGUUAUUGAACUUUGGAAGUUUCCCAUUUAAAUUGAUUAUGCUAAUAAUACUGUGGAUGCUAGAUUGAUAACUUUGUAAAGUUAUCUUCUUUGGAUCUG
Molecule: messenger RNA, 2403 nt
Organism: Musa acuminata AAA Group (dessert banana)
Lineage: Eukaryota; Viridiplantae; Streptophyta; Magnoliopsida; Zingiberales; Musaceae
Exons: 5
Coding region: 351-1775 (474 amino acids)
Molecular function (GO): zinc ion binding
Source: RefSeq, a predicted model, not a curated record